AUGGAUCCGAAUAGCCGUCCUAUCCUCCCCCCAGGCUUCGAAGCCAGGCGAGCUACUUACGCGGAUGUCGAGGCCCUCACCCAAAUUUGGUUCGAUUCGUUCAACGCAACCCACGACUUCUGGAAGUUCCUGACCCCAGAAAAUGACGCUACUCGAAAGUGGCUGAACGAGCUCUGGACGUUAGGCAUUAAAGCGGGUCCCAGUGUGUUCGUUACAUGGGUUGCAGAAGACUUAUCAAAGGAUAGGAAAGUCGUUGCUUUCACUCGGUGGCAACCCCCACAACCCGACGGGUCAAUUGACGUCCCGUUCCCUGAUUUCACACCGGGCUGGGACGAGAAGGUGGCAGACGCGCUUUGGGGCGGUAUCGCAAAAUUUAGAAGGGACAUAAUGGGCAACCGGCCCCAUUGGUUUGCUGAAUUCACCUGCGUCGAUAAGGAAUAUCAGGAUUCUGGGAUCGGGCCAGAACUAGCAAAUUGGGGAUGCCGUCAAGCCAAGGAUAGUGGGCUUGAAAUCUAUUGCGAAACGGUUCCGUUCUCGAGGCGUGUUUUUUUUAAUCAUAUGGGUGUUGUUGGGCUGCGAUCGUUGACAAUUCCUAAACGACCUGGGGUCUUUGAUGCGUACGAGAUCAUUGCAGGCAUAAGACCCCCUACUGCGCCUAUGUAUUCACCAAAUAAAACAAGGCGAUCAAAACUUUAG
Molecule: messenger RNA, 696 nt
Organism: Orbilia oligospora ATCC 24927
Lineage: Eukaryota; Fungi; Ascomycota; Orbiliomycetes; Orbiliales; Orbiliaceae
Exons: 2
Coding region: 1-696 (231 amino acids)
Molecular function (GO): acyltransferase activity, transferring groups other than amino-acyl groups
Source: RefSeq, a predicted model, not a curated record